UCCGCGGGGCCGCCGCAACCUUCCCGAUCCCAUUUGGCUCGCUCCCACACUCAGAACUUACAGCUGUAGUCCCUCCGCUGCUGCCAGACACAACAAGCCAAUAUACCCCAGCCUCGCCCUCGGCUCUCACCUCAGAGGCUACUGUCGUUCGCGAAACAACUCGUUAUUCCUAUUUGGCUCGCUCUGUGUUGUUGAAACUCCCAUAGAGGUGGUGGUUUCCAUUGCAAUUGCAUUUUCCCACCACCGCAUUCGCCCACCGCCUAGAGACGUCCAGAGAACCGUCAAACACCACACACAGCAGCGGUCUGUCAUCCAGUCCUCACCCCGACAUCCCUCGAAAAACACAUCGGCUCACAAACGAAAACGGAUACCGGCAAAACGAAAACAGCGCAAUGGACCCGCCCGUCCCAGUCCCAGUCCCAGUCCCACCACCAGCAGUGCCGCUCCCACCACCCCGCAAAAGCAGCGCCUGCUCAUUACCCGUCACCGAGCGCCGGGGGAGUUCAGGCGCACGCAGCAAUACCGGGACCAUCCCAGAGGAACCUGAGCCGCCCGUAGACCCGCCGAGGAGAAAGUCCCAUGACGCUCGGCCCGAUUCCGCCGGAACGGCAUCAUCUGCAGCGAGUGACCGAAGACCGGUAUCGAACGGCAGUCAUGUGGAGCUGGAAGUGCCCAACCGGACGGUGUCGCUGCAGAUGCUGAAUAAGCCGGUUAAUGUGAAUGCGACGCCAACGUCGGGGGUUAAGGCGGUGGCGGGAAGUGCGAUACCAGAGAAUGGAACGCCGCCGCUGAUGUAUCAGUUUGAGCAGAAUGUUCAUGUGGAUGGGGAAUUGCAUUGGGGCGCUGAUAAGGACCCAUUUGAGAUUUUCGAGAUUCAGGAAAAGCUUGGCGAAGGAGCAUUCGGGGCCGUCUUCAAAGUGUGUUUGAAAGAAACCGGACUCGUGAUGGCGGUGAAAGAAGUCCUCGUCGGAAAACUGAACGACCGAAACAGCAUCCAGAAGGAAAUCAACAUGCUGAAACAAUGCCGACAUCGAAACACCGUCCAGUACUUUGGCUGCUGCAACGUUAAUGACGACUCGAUCUGGAUCCUUAACGAGCACUGCGCCGCAGGCUCGAUCAGCGAUUGCAUCGAGCUCACAGAGAGUACAUUCUCCGAAACACAGAGCGCCAUCGUCCUCGCCUCGGCUCUAGAAGGGCUGGCCUUUCUCCACAGCCGCAACAUCGUCCACAGGGACGUCAAAUGCGCGAAUAUCCUCGUGACGGACAACGCGGUGGUGAAGAUUGGCGAUUUUGGCGUGUCCGAGAAACUCACACAGACGGUGUGCGUGCGCAAUUCGAUCGUGGGCACGCCGUAUUGGAUGAGUCCGGAGGUUAUUACGGGCGCGGAUUAUGGGACCAAGGCGGAUAUCUGGAGUUUAGGGAUCACGGCGAUUGAGAUGUCGGAUGGUGUGCCGCCGCAUUCAACUGUGCAUCCUAUGCGGGCCAUGUUCAAAAUCCCCUUCCUUCCCCCACCCACCCUCCUCCAACCCACCCAAUUCUCCGCCUCCUUCAACGACUUCAUCGCCCAAUGCCUCAUCAAAGACCCCGCCAAGCGCCCCUCAGCCGAAGACCUUUUCAAACACCCCUUCAUCUCCCCCUACGUCGGCGAAGAGCACAACAUCUCCCUCCGCCGGCCCUUGCUUAGCAAAGUUCAGGAAGUGAUGGCCAAACGGCAGGUUGUGAAGAAGGCGGGGAGGAUGAAGGGUACCCCGACCCAGGGGUUGAGGGCCUCACACGUGGUUAUGCAGAAUACGAUGAAUAUGCGGAAGGCCCCGUCAUCGUCAUCGGCGAAACCGACCCGCCAGCUCCGCACGUUAUCGGACUCGUCGACGGAUAGCCGCGGGACGGUGAUCAUCCAUUCCGACGACGACGACAAUACGGGUGACGAGACGUUGAUUGAUGAUGAGCUCUUCCGCCCACUGACCCCCGGUGCCUUUGCCUCGGGGACGAUGGUUAUUCAUGAAGAGGAGGCGGAGGUGGAGAUUGCGUUGCCGACGACGCCGCGGGGCGGCGUGUCGGUGCUGAGGGAUAUGGGCACGGUGGUGAUACAUGAGGAUGCGGAGGAGACGGCGGUGGAGUGGGGGAGUGGGAGGAGUGAGAGGCGACCGUCAGAGGGGAGUCGGGAUGCGGGGGGGUCGGAUGAGGCUACGGAGGUUGAUAGUAUUCGCUCGCGACGGACUUUGGAAGAGGGACGGCUGCCGAGUGUGAUUAGGGCGUCGCAUACGAAGCCUCCUGCCGCUGCGGCUGUCGCGGGCGCGGAAGAUGAUAGCCACUUGGGGACGUUGAUGAGGAAUCAGCAGCGACAGCAGCAGCGACUGGAGGAGGAACGGCGGCAAAAGUUGGAACAGGCUCAACACCAACAACAGGCGAAGUUGGACCAUCCGCAGCGAUCAAAGAUGGCGAAGAAGCUGAAACAGCGGCUGGAGAAGUUCCGUCGGACACUCAAAGGACAACAUGCCACCACCUCAGCGGCCGAAGAGUCCGGGGAUGACCACGAAGGCCAACGAACGAUCGUCGAAAAGCGAAAUAAACGCCGUCCCUCGGGUCUCUCCGCGUCGCCUACACCCCCACCAUGGCAAAAUGGCACAACCACAACCGCAGCAGCAACCUCAGCACCCCCCGUAGUACGGCCCCCAAACAUCCAGUACACACCCCUCAACGUACCCCUCCCCGCACACGCACACGCCCGCCGCCACAGCAUCGAUUCCCCACUCACGCCCUUCGACAAACCGUUGCCGGAACUCCACAUUGAUCUCACGCACCCGGACCAUAACACCCCACAUAAGAAAGGACUGGCGAGGUUCGUUGAUGCGGUGUUUGGAUCGCCGCACCAGCACCAGCAGCAGCAACACGGUCAACGCCGCCCCCACCCGCAUCAGAACGGGAAACGUAGCUUGAGCCACGGAUCUGCGGUGUCUGAUUCCCCAUCCACGGUCCCAAUCCCAUCAAUAGCCACCACCCCGCUCCCCACGACACGUCUCCGUUCCGCGUCCUCAACAAGCACCAACAGCAGUAGCACAACCGACCUCCAUGAACUCAUCCGAAUCCACGACAGCCUCGUCCGCGAAAUCGAAGAAGCCAAAAAGGCAAACCGGUUCUGGAAAUUCCGCGUACCUUCCAUCCACUCCGUAUCCUCCAACGGGGAUCUCCUCGACGACGACGAUAACGAUGGCGAGAGUACCCGCCAGAUCGACCCCGACGAUGACGGGUCUGUCAAUAAUGGGGAUUUCGACGAUAUCGAUUUGGCGGCUUACGUCCUUGACAGCACGACUACGGAGACGGGCUCGCAGCAUACCCUCGCCACCCGCCGGCGAGCCGCGACAUACCCGUUUGAGGAGCGACCGUCGUUUUUGGAUAUCGACCCGGCGACGCUGGGAGUGUCUGAUUACUUUGAUGAUGAUAAUUUGCCGACUCCGACCAUCACUGACCCGCUUGCGCGUCGGUUGGGAUCGUCGCACCGCCAUAUCGAUGAUCUGAUUCCCACCGAGCCUGAUACAACGAGUUCAUCAUCACAACGGAGCAUUCUGAACCCCACGCACGAGUCCGAGUUAACGCACCAAAUCUCGACGCUGGCGCUGCACCACCUCCCGUACAUCAACUCUGACCAAGCGGCAGAGACGAUCGGAGCGACGGCGGUGCUGUUGUGGAAGAUUUUCUGUGUGUUGUGGCGACAGUUCAAAGGGCGGUUUUGGUUGCAUGCGUUUUAUAUUGUGUUGAUCAGUAGUUUGGUGUGGGGGGGCAGGUCGGGUGGGAGUGGGAACACGAGUGUGAGAGGAACGGCGGGGAUUAUUGCGAGGACGGAGACGGGGAAGGUGGGGAGGGUGGGGACGGAGGCUGGGAGUGCCCUCGAGCGGGAGAGGGAGCGGGAGAGGGAGAGAGAGAGGGAGAGAGAGAGAAAGAAGGAGGUGGUGGGUGUGGCGUAUGAGCGUAAGAACGUCGGUUUGGGUGUAGGGGUAGCUGAGUAGUGUAUGUAGCUACCUCUUCCCCCUCGCCCUUCUGUUUUUUUGGAUAACCCCCCCUCCCAACUCCUGUUUUUUUUGGCUCACUUUUCGGUCCCCCACAUCUCGCAUACUCACAGUGCAUAUACAUAUUCAUUCAUGCUCCAUGUACCAUAGCGACCUCGAGCGACCUCCAUGUUCAAGAACAGACACGCAGUCUUGUUAGGGUUGACAUGGCGCGAGCGAAUAAGGCCAAGUGACUGCGCGAAAUAAUUAUUAACCCC
Messenger RNA from Fimicolochytrium jonesii, 4261 nucleotides. RefSeq lists its product as uncharacterized. Lineage: Eukaryota; Fungi; Chytridiomycota; Chytridiomycetes; Spizellomycetales; Powellomycetaceae. Gene Ontology annotation, molecular function: ATP binding; protein serine/threonine kinase activity. Gene Ontology annotation, biological process: protein phosphorylation; regulation of MAPK cascade; intracellular signal transduction. Gene Ontology annotation, cellular component: cytoplasm. Bases 393 to 4004 code for a protein of 1203 amino acids. The transcript is spliced from 2 exons. The record is from RefSeq and is a predicted model, not a curated record.